Molecule: messenger RNA, 1937 nt
Organism: Phanerochaete carnosa HHB-10118-sp
Lineage: Eukaryota; Fungi; Basidiomycota; Agaricomycetes; Polyporales; Phanerochaetaceae
Exons: 13
Coding region: 13-1803 (596 amino acids)
Biological process (GO): proteolysis
Molecular function (GO): tripeptidyl-peptidase activity; serine-type endopeptidase activity
Source: RefSeq, a predicted model, not a curated record
ACGAAUCCCGCCAUGAGAUACUCGUCCAUCUGGACAGCGCUCGUCCUGGCAGCGUCUGCCGUAGCGGUUCCUUCUCCGAAGACCAGUCUCAGGGUUAAGGAAUCAAUCGCAGCUCCCAGGGGAUGGGUCAAGCGAGACGUAGCGCCCAGGGAUUUGCGCAUCAACCUGCGUAUUGCGCUUCCGCAAUCAAACUUUCCCCUGCUUGAGCAGCAUCUCUAUGAAGUCAGUGAUCCGUCUCACGAACGCUACGGGGCACACCUUUCACAAGCGGAGGUGAACGAGCUGAUUGCUCCGCGCCCAGAAAGCGUCGAGAAUGUAAAGGCUUGGCUUGCGGCGCACGGCAUUCACCAGGAAGACCUGUCUCAUUCUCCUGCUGGAGAUUGGAUUAAGGUGACAAUUCCCGUAGGUCUGGCAGAAGAGAUGCUCGACGCGAAAUAUCAUAUCUGGGAACAUUCCGAUGGCGACACACUCGUUCGCACAACGUCAUAUAGCGUACCGGAGCACCUUCAUGAACAUGUGGAACUCAUCCAGCCUACGACACUCUUCUCUCGUUUCCGCGGUAUGAAGACCACCUCCCAUUUCGUCCAGAACAAGGCGCCUUCAGCUGCUACCACUGACGCACCUGCCAUCAACGUUCCGUCGGCUUCGAACGGGCAAGUUGAUGCCAGCUGCAACAAUACGAUCACCGUUACAUGCCUGAAGGAGCUAUACAACGCGGUUGGGUACACUCCGCUUGCCAACACCGGCAACCACAUCGCUGUCACGGGAUACCUCGAUCAAUUCGCCAACUUCGAAGAUCUGCAGCUAUUCUUCGCAGACCAGGUGCCCGCCGCGGUCAACUCGUCCUUCAACGUCAUCUCCGUCAAUGGCGGGCAAAACAAUCAAAGUGAGCCGGGUGGCGAGGCGAACCUUGACACUCAAUUUGGGUUCGGCAUUUCGCACCCAAUUCCUGCCACGUUCUAUACUACAGGAGGUAGUCCACCGUUCAUCCCAGAUAUCGGAACCCCUACUGAUACUAAUGAGCCUUACCUCGACUGGGUGGACUUUGUGUUGAGCCAACCGAAUCUACCACAAACGAUAAGCACGAGCUACGGAGAUGAUGAACAGACAGUACCCUUUAGCUUUGCCCAACGAGUCUGCAACAGCUUCGCUCAGCUCGGUGCUCGUGGUGUCACACUGACGUUCAGUUCUGGAGACAGCGGCGUCGGAGACGGGGACCCUGACCCUGCGACCCAAGAGUGCUUCUCGAACGAUGGCCUGAAUAGAACAGAGUUUCUUCCCGCUUUCCCCGCAUCGUGUCCAUUCGUCACCACUGUCGGUGGUACCGUUAAUGUCCCCGAAACCGCUAUCUUCUUCUCGGGCGGAGGCUUCAGCAACUUCUUUGCGCAACCGUCGUACCAAUCUGCCCAAGUGGAAGCUUACCUAGCCGCGCUCGCCCCGGGGACGUUCGCGGGCCUGUUCAACAGAAGCGGUCGCGCCUACCCAGACGUCGCAGCACAGGCUGAUAACUUCCUCAUCUUCUUCGAGGGUCAGCCCACAGACAUUGCCGGCACCUCUUGCGCUGCUCCGACCUUCGCGGGCUUCGUCUCCUUGUUGAACGACGCAAGAAUUCGAGCGGGCAUGCCGAGCCUCGGAUUCCUCAAUCCGUUGAUCUACAGCCUGAAGGGUGCGGGGUUCAACGACAUCACGACUGGUAACAACCCUGGCUGCGGCACUCCUGGUUUUAAUGCCACGGAGGGUUGGGAUCCAGUUACUGGUCUGGGAACGCUAAACUUCGGCGAACUGAAAGGCCUUAUCGUUUAAGCGUCAGUAUGGCCGUUGGAAUGUGUAGUAAAGUCGAGUACAUGGGGAACAUUGUAUAGCAGAAUCCAGAACAGAGGUAUUACAAAGUACGCAAGCGGCGGCGAGUCCGUUAUUCAAGCUUUCGUUUUCGUUCU